Messenger RNA from Closterium sp. NIES-67, 429 nucleotides. Lineage: Eukaryota; Viridiplantae; Streptophyta; Zygnematophyceae; Desmidiales; Closteriaceae. The record is from the annotation of a GenBank genome assembly.
UUAACCAUGAACAAUAUUUUUUGGCAACUAAUGGAUAAGUGCGUCAUCGUGUACCUCGACGACAUCCUCGUCUACAGCACUACACGGGGGCAGCAUUUGAAGGAUUUGGAAGCAGUUUUCUCUCUCCUGCAGCAAAACCGACUCAUCACCAAAGGCUCUAAUUGCGAGUUUCUACAACACGAACUGGAGUUUUUGGGCCACCUCAUCUCCAUCGACGGUGUUAAAAUUGACCCCAAAAAGAUUGCGACGAUCCAAGAUUGGAAGCCGCCGGCUAACCUCCACGAACUUCAGAGUUUUCUGGGGUUUGUAAUUUACGUCUGUCGUUUCAUUCCGAACAUGGCGGGGGUAACUUCCCCUCUCAUGGAUCUCCUGAAGAAGGGCACGUUUUUUUAGUGGGGAGAGAGCAGCAGGCUGCAUUCGAAAAGCUCA